Messenger RNA from Diutina rugosa, 789 nucleotides. Its product is annotated as 40S ribosomal protein eS4. The transcript has a single exon. Gene Ontology annotation, biological process: translation. Gene Ontology annotation, cellular component: ribosome; cytosolic small ribosomal subunit. The record is from RefSeq and is a predicted model, not a curated record. Bases 1 to 789 code for a protein of 262 amino acids. Gene Ontology annotation, molecular function: RNA binding; structural constituent of ribosome. Lineage: Eukaryota; Fungi; Ascomycota; Pichiomycetes; Serinales; Debaryomycetaceae.
AUGGCUAGAGGUCCCAAGAAGCACUUGAAGAGAUUGGCAGCUCCUUCCCACUGGAUGUUGGACAAGUUGUCCGGCACCUACGCCCCCAGACCCUCGCAAGGUCCCCACAAGUUGAGAGAAUCGCUCCCCUUGGUGGUUUUCAUCAGAAACAGAUUGAAGUACGCCUUGAACGGUAAGGAAGUUAAGGCCAUCCUCAUGCAAGAACACGUCAAGGUCGACGGUAAGGUGAGAACUGACACCACCUUCCCCGCCGGGUUCAUGGACGUCAUCUCGCUUGAAGCUACCAACGAAAACUUCAGAUUGAUCUACGACGUCAAGGGUAGAUUUGCCGUCCACAGAAUCACCGCUGAAGAAGCUUCGUACAAGUUGGGCAAGGUCAAGUCCGUCCAAUUGGGCAAGAGAGGUAUUCCUUACGCCGUUACCCACGACGGUAGAACUAUCAGAUACCCCGACCCCUUGGUCAGAGUCAACGACACCGUCAAGAUUGACUUGGCCACUGGUAAGAUCACCGACUUCAUCAAGUUCGAAACCGGUAGAUUGGUCAUGGUCACUGGUGGUAGAAACAUGGGUAGAAUUGGUACUAUCAUCCACCAAGAACACCACAGAGGUGGCUUCAACUUGGUCCACAUCAAGGAUGCCAGAGACCACACUUUCGUCACCAGAGAAAACAACGUGUUCGUCAUUGGUGAAGAAGCCGGUAAGCCCUGGGUGUCGUUGCCUAAGGGUAAGGGUAUCAAGUUGUCCAUCGCUGAAGAAAGAGACAGAAGAAGAGCCAACCAAGGUUUGUAA